Saccostrea cuccullata (small rock oyster) is the source of this 439-nucleotide messenger RNA. RefSeq lists its product as uncharacterized. Lineage: Eukaryota; Metazoa; Mollusca; Bivalvia; Ostreida; Ostreidae. The record is from RefSeq and is a predicted model, not a curated record. The transcript is spliced from 3 exons. The coding region runs from base 21 to 401 and encodes 126 amino acids.
GUGCAAUUUUACCAGAACCUAUGGAUCAAUGUGCGACAGAAAAGACCUCAAUUCAUACACUUCUCAACUUUGCCUCAAAUAUUGUAAAAGUGCAGGAAGCUAUCUACAAUAAAAGUGAAACAUUGAAGGAGGAUAUCAGUAAAAUGAACAUGAAAAUGACAGCAAUGCUAGACUCACUUCAAAGUUGUCAAUGUUGCAGUAAAGACACAUGUAAUACGUCAUAUCCACAAGACUGUCAAGACCUCUUGCUACAAGCCAUACAGAAAGUAAGGUGUACACAAUUUCUCCAAACAACGGGUCUAGAUUUGACGUUUUCUGUGAUCAGGAGACAGAUGGUGGGGUUGGACGGUAAUUCAAAGGAGACAGGAUGGAUCCGAGGAUUUCUUCAGAACCUGGAAUGAGUACAAGAACGGGUUUGGAAACUUAUCAAAUGAAUUUU